Saccharomyces mikatae IFO 1815 is the source of this 3030-nucleotide messenger RNA. It is a transcript of the gene CYC8, whose product is annotated as transcription regulator CYC8. Lineage: Eukaryota; Fungi; Ascomycota; Saccharomycetes; Saccharomycetales; Saccharomycetaceae. The transcript has a single exon. The coding region runs from base 1 to 3030 and encodes 1009 amino acids. Gene Ontology annotation, molecular function: chromatin DNA binding; protein binding; RNA polymerase II cis-regulatory region sequence-specific DNA binding. Gene Ontology annotation, biological process: regulation of gene expression. The record is from RefSeq and is a predicted model, not a curated record.
AUGAAUCCGGGAGGUGAACAAACAAUAAUAGAACAGCCUGCUCAGCAGCAGCAGCAACAGCAACAACAACAACAACAGCAACAGCAACAACAGCAGGCAGCAGUUCCUCAACAGCCGCUGGACCCUUUAACCCAAUCAACUGCGGAAACCUGGCUCUCCAUUGCUUCUUUGGCAGAAACUCUUGGCGAUGGUGACAGGGCUGCAAUGGCAUAUGAUGCCACUUUACAAUUCAACCCCUCCUCUGCGAAGGCUUUGACCUCUCUGGCUCAUCUGUACCGUUCCAGAGACAUGUUUCAAAGAGCUGCAGAAUUAUAUGAAAGGGCUCUUUUGGUAAAUCCUGAGUUAUCAGACGUGUGGGCUACUUUAGGCCAUUGUUAUCUAAUGCUGGAUGAUUUGCAAAGAGCUUACAAUGCCUACCAACAAGCGCUGUACCACCUCAGUAACCCCAACGUACCGAAAUUAUGGCACGGUAUCGGUAUUCUUUAUGACCGAUACGGUUCCUUAGACUAUGCUGAAGAAGCCUUUGCUAAAGUUUUGGAGUUAGACCCUCAUUUCGAAAAGGCUAAUGAGAUUUAUUUCAGAUUGGGUAUUAUUUACAAACAUCAGGGCAAAUGGUCUCAAGCUUUAGAAUGCUUCAGAUACAUCCUUCCUCAACCUCCUGCACCCUUGCAGGAAUGGGACAUAUGGUUCCAAUUGGGUAGUGUGUUGGAAAGUAUGGGUGAAUGGCAAGGUGCGAAAGAGGCGUACGAGCAUGUCUUGGCUCAAAAUCAACACCAUGCCAAAGUUUUACAACAAUUGGGUUGUCUUUACGGCAUGAGUAAUGUACAAUUCUACGAUCCUCAAAAGGCAUUAGACUAUCUCUUAAAGUCCUUAGAGGCUGACCCCUCUGAUGCGACUACAUGGUACCAUCUUGGUAGAGUGCAUAUGAUUAGAACAGAUUAUACUGCCGCAUAUGAUGCUUUCCAGCAAGCUGUCAAUAGAGAUUCAAGAAACCCUAUCUUUUGGUGUUCGAUCGGUGUAUUAUACUACCAAAUCUCUCAGUACAGAGACGCCUUGGACGCGUAUACAAGAGCUAUAAGAUUGAAUCCUUAUAUAAGUGAGGUUUGGUAUGAUCUUGGUACGCUCUAUGAAACUUGUAAUAAUCAACUAUCUGACGCUCUUGACGCGUAUAAGCAAGCUGCAAGAUUAGACGUAAAUAAUGUUCACAUCAGAGAAAGAUUAGAAGCUUUAACGAAACAAUUGGAAAAUCCAGGCAAUAUGAACAAAUCAAACGGUGCCCCCACAAAUGCCUCACCCGCACCACCUCCUGUGAUUUUACAGCCUACGUUGCAACCUAACGAUCAAGGUAAUCCAUUAAAUGUCAGAAUCCCAGUUCAGUCUGCUAACGCUGCUGCCUCAAUGGUACAACAACAACAACAACAACAACAACAACAACAACAACAUCCUGCCCAACAGACUCCUAUUAACUCUUCUGCAACAAUGUAUAGUAAUGGAACUUCCCCUCAACUGCAAGCUCAGGCCCAAGCACAAGCUCAGGCGCAAGCACAAGCACAAGCACAAGCGCAAGCGCAAGCACAAGCACAAGCACAAGCACAGGCACAAGCACAAGCACAAGCACAAGCACAAGCACAAGCACAGGCUCAAGCACAAGCACAAGCGCAAGCACAAGCACAAGCACAAGCACAAGCACAAGCACAAGCACAAGCACAAGCACAAGCACAAGCGCAACAACAACGACAACAACAACAACAACAACAACAACAACAACAACAACAACAACAACAACAACAACAACAACAACAACAACAACAACAACAGCAACAGCAACAACAACAAUUGCAACAACAACAACAGCAACAACAACAACAACAACAACAACAAUUGCAAGCCUUAUCAAGACAACAGCAGCAACAAAAGGGAGUCUCUGUACAAAUGUUAAAUCCCCAGCAAGGCCAACCGUACGUCACCCAACCAACUGUUAUACAAGCUCAUCAACUGCAACCAUUUUCUGCACAGACCAUGGAUCACUUGCAAAGCUCUCAACUCCCAUCUCAACAACAACAACUUCAAUCUAUCCAACAUCCACAGCAAUUGCAAGGUCAGCUUCAAGCUCAAGCUUCCCAACCUUUAAUUCAGCAUAACCUAGAACAGAACGCUUUACCUCAAAAGAGAUACAUGGGAAAUGCCAUUCACACUUUAGUGGAUGCCGCCGUAUCCAGUAGCACCCAUCCAGAAAAUAACACAAAGUCCCCUAAUCAACCAGCUCACGCCGUUCCAAACCAAGCUUCUAUGACAAUAACCGUAAACAAUGAACCGCAGCCAAAGAAGCAAAAAUUGAACUCUCCGAAUUCAAACAUAAACAGACUAGUUAAUACCGUUAAUACAAUUGAAGACAAUUCAAAGCCUGAGGUUAGCAACUCACCGCUAGCAACGGCGGAGUCUAAUUCAGGUAAUACUUCACAAGAAGAAAGGCCUGUUAAGGCAAACUCGAUACCUCCAGCAGAUCAUACGGGAGAAUCUUCAGAAGAAGCUAUCAUUAAUGAAGGAACUAUUAAAACAACUUCUGUUCCUCCUUCCAUGAUGGCGUCCAACGUGGAAGCAAAAAAAUCUGGUACACAUCAGACUUCAUCGUCAGAGAAUUCAAUAGCAAAGGCGAAUGACCAAAAUACGGCCGAGACUAUGGAGUUAUCUACUGCCACUAGCCCUACUGAGGUAAGUCCACUGGAAGGCGACGUAAAAGAACAUUCUAGAGAAGAAAACAACACUACUGGUGAAGGUGGGGCAUCAACUUCUCCUAUCAAAGAAAAGGAAUCAGCAGCUGCCGAAAAAACUGGACCACAACAGGAAGAACUUCCUGAUAGAACGAUAACAGUAAUCAAACCUACUUUGGAAACGAUGGAAACUGUGAAAGAAGAAGCCAAGAUGCGCGAGGAAGAGCAAACUGCUCAAGAAAAAUCUCCACAGGAAAGUAUACUUCCAAGAGAAAAUGUGGUAAGACAAGUGGAAGAAGAUGAAAACUAUGAUGACUAA